AUGAUGGAGACUUCUGAUGAAGAAAACUUUGGUGUGGCCGUCUCGUCCCCUUCUGACGCAGAGUUUGACGCGGUGGUUGGGUAUCUGGAGGACAUCAUAAUGGAUGAUGAUUUCCAGUUAAUACAGAGGACUUUUAUGGAGAAGAACUACCAGGAGUUUGAUGACUCAGAAGAAAACAAGCUCAUCUAUACUUCUAUUUUUAAUGAAUAUAUCUCUUUAGUAGAGAAAUACAUCGAGGAAAAGUUGCUUGAUCGGAUUCCUGGUUUUAACAUGACUGCUUUCACGAUGUCGUUACAGCAGCACAAAGAUGAAAUGGCAGGUGAUAUAUUUGAUAUGCUCCUCACGUUUACUGACUUUCUGGCUUUCAAAGAAAUGUUCUUGGAUUACAGAGCUAAAAAAGAAGGUCGAAGUCUGGACUUAAGCAGUGGGUUAGUGGUGACUUCAUUAAACAAAUCAUCAAUAUCCUCCUCCUAG
This is a messenger RNA of Tauraco erythrolophus (red-crested turaco), 474 nucleotides long. The record is from RefSeq and is a predicted model, not a curated record. Lineage: Eukaryota; Metazoa; Chordata; Aves; Musophagiformes; Musophagidae.